Dipodomys spectabilis (banner-tailed kangaroo rat) is the source of this 678-nucleotide messenger RNA. RefSeq names its product serine protease 55-like. Gene Ontology annotation, biological process: proteolysis. The transcript is spliced from 3 exons. Lineage: Eukaryota; Metazoa; Chordata; Mammalia; Rodentia; Heteromyidae. Bases 13 to 678 code for a protein of 221 amino acids. The record is from RefSeq and is a predicted model, not a curated record. Gene Ontology annotation, molecular function: serine-type endopeptidase activity.
GUCACCGUGGUCAUGGGAGUGAAAACACUGAGUGACAUCCGCCUGGAGAGGAAACAGGUGCGGAAGAUCAUCGCUCACAACGAUUACCGCCCGCCCCACCUGGACAGCGACCUCUGCCUGCUGCUGCUGGCCUCCCCGGUGCACUUCACCAACUUCAAGAUGCCCGUCUGCCUGCCGGGGAAGGAGAGCCGCUGGGACCGGUGCUGGAUGGCAGAGUGGGUACCGGCUCAGAGGUAUGGCCAACACGACAACCUCAACAUGAACCUGAAGAAGCUGAGGGUGGUUCAGAUUAACAGGAGAGAAUGCGCCAAGAGGGUGACCCAGCUCCCCAGGAACUCGCUCUGUGCUUGGCAGGAACUCCACACCAAAGGCACCUGCCAGGGAGACAGCGGGGCACCCAUGGUGUGUGCCAAAUGGGGGACCCAGAGGCUCUACCAAGUGGGUGUCUUCAGCUGGGGCCUGGACUCCGGCUCCAGGGGGAGACCCGGUCUGUUUGUAUCUGUGGCUCAAUUUAUUCCAUGGAUCCAGAAAGAGACCGAGAAGGAGGGGAGAGCCCUCCCCCUCUCAGGAGCCCCAAGAAGCUCCCUGACCCCUGCUCCACAGUGCUCCGGGUUGCUAGCCCUGGGGUCUCAAGUUCUGCUUGUGUCCAUGUUUACCAGCGAUAAAUUAUACGGCUAA